GCUUCUCCCGCGCUUUUGGAACCGAACGCCGGUCGGUUUUUCUUCCCUUUCUGGAGCAGUUUCAUGGUUCAUCCUGAGACUUGGGUGGAUUUAUGGGUAGUUCCUCACUCAAAACACUAAGAAUAUAUCGUGUGUUACAGGACCGUGGCCAGGAUUUGAUAAAGUAUCAAGUCACAAGCACUGCAGUGCAUGAACGCCUGUACAAGUUUUUGCUGGAUUUCGCGAAGCUUCAGCUUGAGGCUUUUGCAGCGCAAAAGUAGGCUCAUAAUGGACUUGAAAAUGUUUCUGUAGGAAGCUUUGUGAGAAGUAUGCGGUCGAUUCAGAGAAAUAUUUUGGAACGACGAACACUUUUGGUUCUGCCAUCAAUGAAUUCCUUCGAGUCACUCAGUUAUUAGUUGAUACAGAAGGCCUGGUGGCAAACUCUUUCGAACUACAAGGAGGAAAUGAUGUGAAACAGGCAAUUAAAUCUGAACGACAUGGAAUGAAGCGAUGGAAGCGUGAUCGGUACUGUCCUAUCUCCAUUAACUAACGUUCAUAAGUGACAAACUGGUGUCCGAAAUGAAGUGUCAGACGAGGAUUAUCGACGACGAGAUUAAGCGAUAUCGUGACAAGUACAGGGAUAUGGUCAAAGCGAACGAAGAUUACGCACGCAUUGAGGCUGAUAUUUCACACUCCCAGAAUGAUGUUACAAAGGUGGGCUCGAACCCUUCGCUCAUGCUUGCGGAUGAGCCGAUUGAGGUAGUAGACAAAUUCGUUUACCUGGGCAGCUAUAUCGGUCCCGGUGGUCUCGCGAAAGACGAUGUUCCCAUCCGGACCGGGAAGACCAGAGCAGCUUCUGCACUCACCACCGCCCAAACAAAAACUACCGAAUUCGAUAGAGCACGGAGGGACUACCAGGCUGCUUUGAAUCAGUUCAAUCUCUAUCGACACGAUCAUUUCAACCGCAUCUUACCAUACUGGGCGCAUGUCGGUUAUCAAAUGACAAAAGACCGGUACGCUCGACUUCAGUCUCUUUUUAAUGCUUUGUGCGAACGUGUUCGUGUCAUGGCAGAACGUCUGAACACAGUUUCUAGCGAAUUGCAAAAUAUAUCCAACACGCUGGAUGUUGAUCAGGACACAGAACUUUUGGUGUCUCAUCUUCGAACGGGUAAUCCUUGCCCCGGCGAUGUUGCAUUUGUUGACCUGGCCUCUGCAUAUCCAACUCCUUCCCCAGUCCCAACCGACUUUGAGACACACCGCGAAAAAUCAGGCACAAUGAGCAUGUAUGCCACCCCACAUUUACCGUCCAAUUUCUAUCCGUCAGUCAGCGCCGCAGAUUUUGCAGCACUGAAAGAGGCCGGCCUGGUUAAAACAAAAACCGAUGAACCAGUCUAUUCAGGAACCAGUUCCCUCUACUCCACUGUUUCCGCCAUCAUCACAAACGGGACUGCUCGUCGGCCAAGUGUUGCCACGUCCGGUGUACACUCUCCACCACACACCUCUGGUAUCUUACGUCGACUGUUCUCCCGUCGCAGUCACGCACCCUCCAAUCAUACUGGACGACCGGGUUCUAACGAAAAGUCUGACCUGUGUGAUGGACAACCGAAUACCCAACACAUGAGCAGAAUCUGCGAUUUGCUGGACAGUAGUGACUUCUCCGACAGCAGUUUUGAAUCCGAUGAAGAUAGCCAAAUAAAGGUUGGUCCGUAUGCCGAGAGCCGUGUCCUUGUGGGAAUCAAACGUGACGGCACGACUGAGAUUGAUCCCGAGGGAAGCAAUAGCGCCUCCUGUUCCAAGCACCUUGCACCGCUUGCGAAACCAGAAGCUGGUUCUUACGCGUAUUCUGUCAUCAGUACGAACGGUUUACAAUAUAACGGGCGUGGAAAAGUUGAUGCACACGAUGUCGGAGGUCCACGUUCCACUACAGAAGUCCAUGAGUCAGAUAUUACUUAUUCGAGACCUAACCCUCCACCUGUUUCAAGCAGACCGAAAAUACUAUCUAAUGUUUGUCAACCAGAAAACCGGGCUGAACUAAGUUCAGCGACAUCACUGUCACCUAAAUCCAACCGUGCUCCCACCAGACCACCUCCGAUUUCCACCACGCGCAUCUCCCAAUCUGAGAAUGACACUGGCUCUCAGAAAAGCGACCCUAGUUCGUUGGUGCCUUCUGGUAUGAAUGCGGUGAAUACACACCCAACUGCUACCCAUAUACAGACAAGAAGAACUAUAGACUCAGACACAUCGCCAGUACAUUCUACAGCCGGUUCACCAAAACGGGAAAACACUGUGGUCCCAAGUUCACCACGAAUCGCAGUAUAUGACCGCCGCGGUGAAAACUCUCCGAAGGACGACUCAUCCAAACACUACUUUCCUCGUAAGGCACAAUCCCGUUUAAGUUCGUCUCAAGACACUGCCAUUGUUGUCGGCGAAUGUACUGCUCUUUACGACUUUGCAGCUGAUGGAUUCGAACCCUGCUACCUGGCCUUCAGUGAAGGUGAAAAAUUCUAUACAUUGGCACCUUCCGUCUCCGAAGACACAAGAGAAUGGAUGCGGGUGAUUCGUUUCGACAACUACGAGCCCGGUUAUGUCCCCACUGCUUUUAUGCAACAGCAGCGCUACUCACAGCCAGUCCUACUUCCAACGGGUAAUUCCAAUUCCAGAGAGGUUAAAUCAUCCAGCUGCGUUCCAAGCCCUGUUCAUACUGUCACUACAGCCUCCGGACAAUCCCGGUCCUCUCAUUCAGCAGUCAGUUCGCCAACUGCCUUCCAUAAACCACCUAGAAACUUGAGAGCACUGGGUGCAAUCUACAGUAAUCGCUUAGCCGGAAGUGCGAGAGGCACAGACCUCUAGUAAAACCAAUAUCGCUACACCAGAAUGUUCCCGAAUCGCCUAAAUUUGUUUCACCACAAGCCAUCUACCCAAAUAGUCUUUCAAGAGUAUCUCAUUUGGAAGUCUGCUUGUAAAUAUUUCAUUCUUUACUGCUAUAUAUCCCUCGCAAACUUCUCCAAAACUGAGAGAAGACGAGUGCGAGUUUGCUUGUCAAUGAUGCUUCUUACCGGUUUUUCAAUUUAAAAUGCGAGGUUAAUGUUAAAUUUCUUAUUGCUAAUCGAUUUAGUAUUUGUGAUGCUUGGUCGCAAGCGUUUUUGUACACAACACGCUUUUUGCUAAUGAAUUUUUUUGUCAUAAGAAGAAUAACUAAAUCCUUCACAGAUAGGUACAUUAUCGUGCACAAAAAUAACCACGUUUUUUUCUUCAAAAAAGUGGUGGAGGGCCAUCACGUGGAAUAGAUCCGGGGGGAGUUUAACGACGUCGCACUCUUCUAAUUGGAGAAAAAGAUGUGUCGUCAUCACUCUCAAUUUCGCCGCGUUCCAAAGCCUGUUGAUUCCGCCUCAACAUGGCGUAGAACUGGACAACUUUUGGAUUUGCUUGAAUAACUUCUGGGCGCCAGUCGAGCAAACGCAGACCGGAU
Molecule: messenger RNA, 3448 nt
Organism: Opisthorchis viverrini
Lineage: Eukaryota; Metazoa; Platyhelminthes; Trematoda; Opisthorchiida; Opisthorchiidae
Exons: 7
Coding region: 559-2829 (756 amino acids)
Molecular function (GO): protein binding
Source: RefSeq, a predicted model, not a curated record